Messenger RNA from Peronospora belbahrii, 2697 nucleotides. The record is from the annotation of a GenBank genome assembly. NCBI's taxonomy places the organism in Eukaryota, Oomycota, Peronosporomycetes, Peronosporales, Peronosporaceae.
AUGCUACUUCUUGCCGCUUUCAUUGCAGCUCUGACGGCUGUAAAUGCUUCAAUCACGUCUCUAUCAGCUGUUACUCGUCAUCUAGUCGAAGAAAAUCAUGACCUUACGGUACCAUUUCAUUCAUGGGGCAAUACAUUUGAUACGUUAAGUCACUUACUCGCCUUUGUCCUUGUACUCUUGGGUGCUCAUCCAUUUGGUCUCUUCUUUCCAAAGUAUCUUCGUUUACCAUUAAUCACUGGUUACAUGAUUGCUGGAAUAUUGUCUGGGCCUUUUCUAUCGAAUCUACUCAAUAAAGACGUUGUGAGCAUGCUUGGUUCCUAUGUAAAUGCCUUUGCGCUAAGUUUUAUCUCUUUUCAAGCGGGUCAAGAGAUUUAUCUACCAGAAUUGCGUCCACAGAUCAAGUCAAUCUUACUACUACUGUUGACCUAUUACUCCACGGCCAUGGUAUUAGGCACGACUAUCUUCAUGUUGGCUGCUAGUGCAUUCUUCUACGCCGACUUGGCGCAAUACUGUCAACUUGGCAUUGCUCUCAUGUUUGCCUCGAUUUCAGUGCUUGUCUCCCCAUCAACGGUUAUGGCACUCAAGAUUGAAAUAAAUAGUGUCGGACCAUUUACGCAUUUGGCACUUGGUACAUGCAUGACAGCCGAGUUUGUCGUUCUCGUCUCUUUCUCCGUCUCACGUGUUAUUGCUUCCAUCUACUGUGCCAAGCUCGACGUAUCUGCUGCAAGUAUUUCAUUCACAAUGGGGGUUGUGCUCAUGAAUCUCGUUCUUGGGGCAUUGCUUGGAUUGGCAACGAUCCUUAUCUUUCAUAUACCAAGUGGAGAACCAGACGUGGUUCCACCGUCCCCAGCUUCAUCAGUCAACCGACCAUCGAUCUCUUCCAGCAUGAUAUUGGCUUCUCGGCGCAUUAAGAAAAGUCAAGGAGUUGAUGGGAAGCGGGACAUGAAUGACCUGGAGCAAGCACAAAACCCAGAGUCGGGCUAUUAUGAAGAAGUGGACUCGGAUAUGCUGUUUAAAAAGCAACGAUGGUGGACUGAACGCAAGGCAUUGUACGCAAAGGGCUUCAUCUGGCUACUAAUGGGCUACCUCUUUUAUCUCUUUACGGAUACGUUGAGCGACUUUACCACCACCCGCUUUGGACUUGUAUGGCAAGUCAAAUUUGAGGCUUUGCUGGUUUUGAUGGUAGGUUCUUGCACGGCUGGCCACUACUCCGCCAUCCGUCCGCAGAUGCAUGUGAUCCUGGAUACCGUGGCCCCGUAUAUAUUUUUGCCAUUUUUCGUCAUGACGGGAGCGUCUUUGCAGCUGGACAAGUUACCACCCCGACAUUACAAGCACUUAUGGCUUACGAUGGCCCCGCAGGCUGGUGUGUCACUUGGAUUGGCUGCUGAGGUGAAGGAACUCAUUACGGACGAAUGGGGUACUGAGUUUGCAGCGACGAUUGUUGCCGCAGUGGUCAUCAACCAGAUCGUCGGACCCAUUUUGUGCUCUGUGGGGCUUCGCGGUGCUGGAGAGAGCAUGGUUGAUCGUCAGGCUGCAGGAGCAGCAGCUUCGGUGAAUGCGCAGUGCGAACAGCCAAAAGAAAUUGCGUAUUCGGAAGUCGAUUAUAUCAAAAGAGAUACAUCCAAUUGGAACACAAGUCGCCUCAACAGCGCUCAAGUUUUGUGCUCGACCAGCAGUACAAAAGACCCUAAGCCUUUGCCGCCAUUUCGCCGUGUGCAGAGUGCUGUGGUGCUUGGUGACGAUGAAGUAGCGUUUGAAGUUGCACUUGAAUUGUCUCUUUAUGGUGCUCGUGUAAAUGUUCCGCUACUUGAUGAAGCUCAAGCAGACAAGUGGCGCCGCAUGAAUGAAACUAUCUUGCAGCGAACUGCAAAGGGUGAAUUAAUUACAUUCAAGAAUUCAAAGCAUGAUCGCAAGGGCGAGCCUUUGGCAGACGCUGGCAUGCACAAUGCUGAUUUACUUAUCUUCACGGGUGCACCUGAGCGCUCAUUGGAGCACGCAAAGGUCAUGCAUAAGAUGCUGGGUGAACACGCUCGGCCACGAUUAAUCGCAGUUGUGGACAAUUGUGAAGCUGGAAUCCAACUGCGAAAACUUGGUGUGCUCACUGUUCAGCCUUCGAUAGCACUUGGUAAUAUCGUGACCCGUCUAGCGUUAUUAGACGCUCCACUCGCUGCCAAUUUGUCCAAGGAGCUCAGCUCCGCGAGCAAAUUCUCCACUGCCGCAUACUUGAGAGGCGAAACCGAUGGUGAACAUGAGUUCGUUGAUUUCAUGUCAGAGCUGCGUUUGCCUGCGCGUCGUCUCGUUCUUAGUCGCAGCGUUGUCAAUCAUCACUCAGUGGACUAUGACCGUCUUGCGGAGGCGCUGAUUGCAGAAAAUUUGCCAAUGCCCCCACCUCCAUCUCGUGUGUCCAUGUUUGGCACUUCUGCUGUAGAACACGACCCGUUUGCUAAACGAUCUAAGAAUCUUGGCGCUUAUGAGCAUUAUGUCGUGGAAGAUGACAGCUUUGGCGGAAGUGAUAACCGCUUUUUUGUUGAGGAACCAUACAUUGUGUCUUCACCAAGCUCUAGUGUCGGUGGUGGAGGUCUGAUGAAUUCCGGUCUAAUGUCUCGACGACGUACACAUCUUGGAUCAGGAAGCAGUAGCCUUAGUGGAGGAAUUGGCUACGUCACAUUGCGCCGUGGUCAGUCGACAGGUCUAUAG